GGGAAACACAAAAGCUAUCUUUUUGGACAAAGAUCUCGGGGUAAAGUUGUCAACGGCGAUCGGCUGCCUCGUCUUUCUCGCUCACAAGCUGCAACUUGCAAGCCACCACCUAGGGUUCGGCGAGAGGGAAGUGCAGAAGACCGAAUCGGAGCGUGUUCCUCAAUUUUGACUCAGUAGUUGACUCGGUCCUUCUCCGAUCCAACUCACUCACACUCGUUCCCGAUGUCUUCAAGCUCCGAUUUGGUGCGUACAAUUGAGUCGGUGCUAGGCGUGUCGCUCGGCGAUUCCAUCUCGGAUUCGGUGGUCCUGAUCGCGACGACCUCGGCGGCACUGAUAAUUGGGCUGCUGAUCUUCUUCUGGAAGAAAUCGUCGGAUCGGAGCCGGGAGGUGAGGCCGGUGAUCGUGCCGAAGCCGUUGGUGAAGGACGAGGAUGACGACGUCGACGUUGGUUCAGGGAAGACUAAGGUCACUAUCUUCUUUGGUACUCAAACUGGUACAGCUGAGGGCUUUGCGAAGGCUCUAGCAGAAGAGGUCAAGGCAAGAUAUGAAAAAGCAGCUGUAAAAGUUGUUGACCUGGAUGACUAUGCAAUUGAUGAUGAUCAAUAUGAAGAGAAGCUAAAGAAAGAGACACUUGCAUUUUUCAUGGUAGCAACUUAUGGAGAUGGAGAGCCAACUGACAAUGCUGCAAGAUUCUACAAAUGGUUUACUGAGGGGAAAGAGGAGAGAGGAACCUGGCUUCAGCAUCUUACAUAUGGAGUUUUUGGCCUAGGUAACAGGCAAUAUGAACAUUUUAACAAGAUAGGAAAGGUUCUUGAUGAGGAUCUUAAUGAGCAAGGUGCAAAGCGUCUUGUUCCACUUGGGCUAGGUGAUGAUGAUCAAUCUAUAGAGGAUGAUUUUUCUGCCUGGAAAGAAUCUCUAUGGCCCGAGUUGGAUCAAUUGCUACGGGAUGAGGACGAUGUUAACACUGUUUCUACUCCUUAUACAGCUGCUAUUCCUGAAUACCGAGUAGUGAUUCAUGAUCCUGCCAUCACUUCAGCUUAUGAUAAUAAUAACCUGAAUAUGGCAAAUGGGAGUGCUGUAUUUGACAUUCAUCAUCCAUGCAGGGUUAAUGUUGCUGUUCAAAGGGAGCUUCACAAACCUGCAUCUGACCGCUCCUGCAUACAUUUGGAGUUUGAUAUAUCAGGGACCAGCAUAAAUUAUGAAACCGGAGAUCAUGUGGGUGUUUAUGCUGAGAAUUGUGAUGACACUGUUGUAGAAGCUGGGAAACUGUUGGGUCAAAGUUUAGAUUUGCUGUUUUCUCUUCAUGUUGAUAGUGAGGAUGGUACUGCGUUGGGAGGUUCUCUGCAACCUCCUUUCCCUGGUCCUUGCACACUACAUGCUGCAUUAGCACGUUAUGCAGAUCUCUUAAACCCCCCGAGAAAGUCCGCUUUAGUUGCAUUAGCCGCUCAUGCUUCUGAACCUAGUGAAGCAGAGAGAUUGAAGUUCCUCACAUCUCCCGAAGGGAAGGAUGAGUACUCCAAAUGGGUGGUUGGAAGCCAGAGAAGUCUCCUUGAGGUGAUGGCUGAAUUUCCAUCUGCAAAACCUCCACUUGGUGUGUUUUUUGCUGCUAUAGCACCUCGCUUGCAGCCUCGCUAUUAUUCCAUUUCGUCCUCUCCUAGGUUUGCCCCUCAAAGGGUACAUGUAACUUGUGCCUUGGUGCAUGGUCCAACUCCCACUGGAAGAAUUCACAAAGGAGUAUGUUCUACCUGGAUGAAGAAUGCUAUUCCCUUGGAGAAAAGUCGUGACUGUAGCUGGGCUCCUAUUUUUAUUAGGCCAUCAAAUUUCAAGCUUCCAGCUGAUCAUUCGACUCCUAUUAUUAUGGUUGGACCUGGUACUGGAUUGGCACCUUUCAGGGGAUUUUUGCAGGAAAGAUAUGCUCUCAAAGAAGACGGUGUUCAUCUUGGUCCUGCAUUGCUGUUCUUUGGAUGUAGGAACCGUCAAAUGGAUUUUAUUUAUGAGGAUGAGCUAAAGAACUUUGUUGAACAAGGUGCCAUGUCAGAGUUAAUAGUUGCAUUCUCUCGAGAGGGGCCUCAAAAGGAGUAUGUUCAACACAAGAUGAUGGAUAAAGCAGAACAGCUGUGGAGUCUGAUUUCUCAGGGAGGCUACCUUUAUGUCUGUGGUGAUGCCAAGGGUAUGGCAAGGGAUGUUCAUCGCACUCUUCAUACCAUUGUCCAGCAGCAGGAAAAUGUGGAUCCAUCAAAGGCAGAAGCUAUAGUGAAAAAACUCCAGAUGGAUGGACGUUAUCUUCGAGAUGUCUGGUGAUUGUUUUUGGUUGUUCAUCUGUCUUGACUCUGGCAUCCGUAUUGUUUGAUAUGUUAAAUUCUAGAAUUAGGAUGAACCAUACUUUUGCGGCCUUCGCGGAAUUUUGGGGCACUGACGGUGAAGGCUUACAUGUAUCCUUGAGAGGAAAUGAUUUUCUUGACCGCUGUCUUGUUCUUUUCUUUGUUAUUUAUGUAUUUUUAUGUUAUGAUAGAUUAGUAGAAUAUUAAAUCCCCAAGCAAGUAUUAUAUAAUUUACACUUAGGGGACUGUGGAAUAGGUAGUCUCAGAUAUUGAUGAACAACACAUACAUGUUAUAUAGCGGAUGAUCGUCUUAUUUUAUUAAGUGUAGGAAUUCUUAACGAAUAAUGUUUAUUGAUGAAACUCUCCAUUUGUUUUUAGGUACAAAAAUCAAAAUACUAUUGUGCAUUUAAAUAGUACGUGCAAUAUCUCUCGCUAUAUUUGUUA
Molecule: messenger RNA, 2765 nt
Organism: Arachis stenosperma
Lineage: Eukaryota; Viridiplantae; Streptophyta; Magnoliopsida; Fabales; Fabaceae
Product: NADPH--cytochrome P450 reductase
Exons: 19
Coding region: 223-2301 (692 amino acids)
Cellular component (GO): cytosol
Molecular function (GO): flavin adenine dinucleotide binding; FMN binding; NADPH-hemoprotein reductase activity
Source: RefSeq, a predicted model, not a curated record